Molecule: messenger RNA, 1185 nt
Organism: Pieris macdunnoughi
Lineage: Eukaryota; Metazoa; Arthropoda; Insecta; Lepidoptera; Pieridae
Source: the annotation of a GenBank genome assembly
AUGGAUGACCAAGGAAGGAAAGUCAUUGUCUGUGACAAUGGCACUGGUUUCGUCAAAUGUGGAUAUGCAGGCAGCAACUUUCCUGCGUUUAUUUUCCCGUCGAUGGUGGGCAGGCCGAUCAUCAGAGCAGAAAACAAAAUCGGUGAAAUCGAUGUCAAGGACUUAAUGGUUGGUGAUGAGGCAUCUCAGCUCAGGUCAAUGUUGGAAGUCAGCUAUCCUAUGGAAAAUGGGGUGGUACGCAAUUGGGAAGAUAUGUGUCAUGUAUGGGACUACACAUUUGGACCUAGUAAAAUGAAUGUUGAUCCAAAGGAAACUAAGAUUUUGCUCACUGAACCACCCAUGAACCCCACUAAGAAUAGGGAGAAAAUGAUUGAGGUGAUGUUUGAGAAAUAUGGAUUUGACAGUGCGUACAUAGCAAUUCAAGCUGUACUGACAUUGUAUGCGCAGGGAUUGAUCUCUGGGGUUGUAGUUGACUCAGGUGAUGGUGUGACUCACAUUUGUCCGGUGUAUGAAGAGUUUGCUCUUCCUCACCUCACUCGUCGAUUAGAUAUCGCUGGUAGAGAUAUCACCAGAUACCUUAUUAAGUUACUCCUGCUCCGUGGCUAUGCGUUCAACCACUCAGCUGACUUUGAAACCGUCCGGAUGAUGAAGGAGAAGCUCUGUUACAUCGGAUACAACGUGGAACAGGAGCAAAGGCUGGCCUGGGAGACCACUGUGCUCGUGGAACCUUAUGUGCUUCCUGAUGGGAGAGUGAUCAAAGUCGGUGGUGAGAGGUUCGAGGCCCCGGAAGCAUUGUUUCAGCCUCAUCUGAUUAAUGUGGAGGGGCAGGGCAUUGCUGAACUGGUUUUUAAUACCAUACAGGCCGCCGACAUAGAUAUGAGGAACGAGUUAUACAAGCACAUAGUGUUAUCCGGGGGCUCCACGAUGUACCCAGGGCUGCCUUCCCGGCUCGAGAGGGAAAUCAAGCAGCUCUAUCUCGAACGAGUGCUGAAAAAUGACUGCGACAAAUUGGCCAAAUUCAAGAUACGCAUAGAAGAUCCUCCGCGACGCAAAGACAUGGUGUUCAUAGGUGGCGCUGUGUUGGCUGAAGUCUGUAAGAACAGGGAUAACUUCUGGCUCACAAACCAGGAAUAUAAGGAACAGGGUUUGUCGUGUCUGCGAAAGCUGGGCCCACGAGCGAGUUAA